Molecule: messenger RNA, 1149 nt
Organism: Miscanthus lutarioriparius
Lineage: Eukaryota; Viridiplantae; Streptophyta; Magnoliopsida; Poales; Poaceae
Source: the annotation of a GenBank genome assembly
AUGGCCGCGGCGGAAGCAGCCUCCUCCGCGCCAGCUCCUGAGCGUCGUCUCCUGGAGGUGGAGGAGGACGAGGUGGUGAUCGACUUCAAGCCCAACGCCAAGUGCCGCGCCGACCUCCGCCUCCGCUCCCUGCACCCGUCCCUCCCCGUCGCCUUCAAGCCGCACGCGCCGCCGUCCUUCCCGCGCUCCCGCGCCGACCGCUUCCUCGUCCUCUCCUCGCUCUCCGCGGCGCACCUCGACUCCGCCGUGGGCGGCAGCAACGACGACACCAGCGGCGGAGUCAGCGCCAUCCGCCUCCGCGUGUUCUUCGGCGGGCCGUACCUGCUCCGCCUCGCCGCGGACGCCGGGGACGCCGCGGCCGUGCACCUCAUCCUGCGCCGGCAGCCGCACCUGCUGCCGUUCCUGGAGCAGCACCAGGCCGCCGCGCCCGACGCCGAGCAGCAGUGGGCGCCGCCGCCGCUGCCGCUGCACGCGGCGGCCGCGAGGGGGGACUGCGGCGAGGUGAGGCGGCUGGGGCCCGACGCGCUGGCCGCGCGUGACCGCGAAGGGAGGACGGUUCUGCACGCGGCGGCCGCGGCCGGCGAGGCCGAGGCGGUGGCCGUGCUGGUGGACAUGGGCGCCAACACGUCGGCGGUCGACGCGCGCGGGAGGACUCCGCUGGACGUGGCGCGCGAGAAGGGAUACCAAGAAGUGGUGGACGUCCUGGAACGGUGGGAGCUGGUGAUGACGGCGGCGAGGCGAGGCGACCUCGGGAGCCUCGAGUCCCUGCUCAGCAAGCGCGCGGGCAUCCGCGGGCGCGACCAGUACGGCCUCACGGCGCUCCACCUGGCGGCGAUCAAGGGCCACUGCGACGCGAUCGCCCUGCUCGCCGGAUCGGGCUGCAUGGACGUCGAGUGCGAGGACGUGGAAGGCCACAGGCCGCUGCAUCUCGCCGUCGAGGGCGGCCACGCCGAGGCCGUGGAGCUGCUGCUCGACAUAGGCGCCGACGUCAACGCCAGGACCAGGCGCGGCGCCACGCCGCUCGAGAUGGCGGAGGCCAUGGGGUACGAGGCCAUCGCUCAGCUUCUGUGCGCUAGAGGCGCAGAGGUGGCCGCGGCACCGGCGUUGUGCGUCGCGUCGUCGUCUUCAUCGUCUAUAUCGUGCGCCUGA